UUGAUCUGGCAACCAUCCUGUGUCAAUCAUGGAAAACACAGCAAAUACUUACAGCACAAAUGGGACAUUUUUACCUGUGUUUUUAUCAGGAUGGCUUCAACUGAUUGUGCCUGAAGACUGUUUUAACGAAUUUUUUGUCAAAUUAAAUUUUUUACACGUCCAGUGUUUAAAGAUUCUUAUAAGUAAAUGUCUUGGCUACGGGAUCAUAGCUGGGUCAUGCAUAGUGAAAUUACCACAGAUUGUAAAGAUAUUGCAAGCCAAAAAUGGACAAGGCAUCAGUUUAUUAAGUGUUAGUCUUGAACUUGUUGCUAUUUCUGCAUCCUGGGCCUAUGGAAAAGGUCAUCAGUUUCCUUUUUCAGCAUAUGGAGAAGCUUUAUUUUUAGCUAUACAAACAAGCUUGACUGCCUAUCUAGUUCUGUAUUACUCAAACCAGACAGCUAAAGGAUUAGUGUAUGUGUCUUCAUAUGCAAUUGCUAUGGCUUUUCUGUUGUCUCCAUCUGCUCCUACUGGUCUGUUAGCAGUUUUACAAGGAGGAAACAUAUUUUUAGUUUCUAUAAGCAAGAUAAUACAGGCUUUGGCAAACUAUAGGAAUGGUAGUACAGGUCAGCUAUCUGUGAUAACUGUGUACCUGCUGUUUCUGGGGUCAAUUGCUAGGAUAUUCACAUCAAUUCAAGAAACAGGGGAUGCCAUGACCAUUGCAACUUAUUGUGUUUCAUCUUUUUUCAAUGGCAUAAUAGCAGCUCAGUUUAUUCAUUAUUGGAAAGUUAAACAAGCUUAAACAUAAUUAAGAAAAUAUUAUUUUAUUUUACAUUUGAUACCAAAAAAAAAUAUUUUUAAAAUUUUUACUUUAAUUUAUUUUGUUUUAUUUUAUUGAGGGUAAAAACUAAAUAGUGAUGAUUUAUGUCAAAUAAAAAUGAUGUAGUAAGAAAUUACAAGUUCAUUGUAUUUUGUUUACACGUGUUGUAAUAAACUAGUAUCCAUUCA
Molecule: messenger RNA, 984 nt
Organism: Physella acuta
Lineage: Eukaryota; Metazoa; Mollusca; Gastropoda; Physidae
Product: mannose-P-dolichol utilization defect 1 protein
Source: RefSeq, a predicted model, not a curated record